This is a messenger RNA of Gregarina niphandrodes, 4056 nucleotides long. RefSeq lists its product as hypothetical. The annotation marks the transcript as partial. Lineage: Eukaryota; Apicomplexa; Conoidasida; Eugregarinorida; Gregarinidae. The transcript has a single exon. The record is from RefSeq and is a predicted model, not a curated record.
AUGCGUGUAGAUGUUUCUAAACAUCCAAACCAAAAAUACUAUGAUUGUAACUUCUCCUGUCAAGGGGUAAGCGCCCAAGUUGGAGACCAACAGUGUCUUGCCGUCUCGAAGAUGCAUGACAAUCUCAUCAUCAACCAAACCGAUCAUGGGCUCUUAGAAAAUCAGAAUGAACUCACCAUCGACAAGAUACACCUUAUUGCUCAACCUUCCAUCGUCCGAUCGGUCAUACAAAUACUCAAUGAGCUCUCACAAUGGCGACUUGAUCUUGAAUUAAAUCUUCGCCGGGGCUGUCACGAAGGAGAUCUAGCUGAUCAAAAGUGGUCAAGGAUAACCAGAUUAAUCAAUGACGUUGCAAAAGACAGUAGGCUUUCCGCAUGGAAGCUUGAAAACUUCCCUAUUACUGAACCUCCCGAAUGGUUUUCAAACUACCUGAAAAAAUGGUGCGCUUCCAGAACAGCAAUCAGGACGAUACAAAAAUGGUCAAGAAAUACUGUUGGUCAAAAUCAAGUCUGGAUCGCUAGUCGAUUACUGGACGCAUUCCUGGCUAAAUUCGAAUCAGAUAUGGUCAAAGAUAAGUCAUUUAACCAGUUCCUACGGUUCCCUUACCCUUAUGAACCAAUCAUCGCCCGUCAUCUUAUUCAAUUAACCAAGAGUGUGCGAUUUAUCGAACACGAUAAAUUCCAUGAUCCGGUAGAAAUAUCACCAAUUGAUAGUGACAAUUUGUUCUACGAAUGUGUCCAAUACUAUGACACUGGAACCAAAUCUGCAGCUGCUAUCAUUGACGUUUCUAUCCCGGAAAUUAAGUUUAUUAUAUGUGACCCAACUCAGACUCCUCAGUGUCGGACAACCUUUGCCUUUCGUGGAACACGUAUAUCAGCGAAAGGCGAGAACAUAAUGCUUGUUGUUAAUCAUAGUACGAUUCUAGUAUCUGGACUUAUGAGACCGGCUUAUGCUUUAAUCAAUGUUCCCAAAAUAGUUGGUAGCUUGAAGGUAGACAUGUCAUGUGACGUCGCAAUUACCAGUCAGAUAUCAGGGUUUAUUUGUGUACCUAACUUAGUUCAUUUGAUAAGUAUGUCUGGAUAUAAUAACCUACCGAUGAUAAAGCCUCAUCCAUUGCAUAAAUUGAUCCGGCGUCGUAGACGAUUGAAGAAGAGAAGUAUUCCAUUGGAAAUGAUGUGGGAUAUUCGCUUGAAAGGUAUUGGAUUAGCCUUAGGAGAUGAGAAGGCACUGAUUGUCACUAUGGGUAACGAGGCAUAUUUGCGUCCGGGGCGUCAUGCUAUCAUUUUAUUCCAAUUGUUAGAUGCGCGAUUAAAUCACCACAUACCUACAUCACAGAUCUACUUUGAAUGUAAAUGUUCAUCCCCAUUGCCGAAAGAGCGCCGAGUUCCUAUUGAGGGCAUAUUUACAUCUACGUCUUACUUCGCAAUAGAAAAAGAAGUUGCCAGAGAACCCCUGCACGCGCGAUCAACCGCCAAUCCCUCCGUUCUUACUCAGCCCAUUCUGUCAUUCGCCAUGCAGCUAAUCAAAACUGACCAAUACCUGGACCUGUCCUUCCCCAAGGCUGAUGAUGAUGUAUUCAUUUGCAUUGAGUACGGGCUACUUACCUCCGUUAUUGAUUGGAUGGACCGGAAAGACGCCCAGGAUACUGACAUAGACUACUCUGCUUCCAUCCCCACUGCUUCCUACUCUGGUCCCAUACCCACUGCUCCCGAUCUGGACGCGAGUCGGAACGACGGCGACCAUCGCAUCAUCCAAAGGGCGACUGUGGGUCGUGUGUGUCCACCCUAUUGGAAACUUCUCAAAUAUAUCUUAACUCGUUUUGGUCGAUGGACGGGGGAAACUCAGGAGACGCUGAACAUGGAGCCGGAGCGACCGGCACACAGUUGCGCGGAUUGCCUGAUAGUGAACAUGAGUCUAAACCGAUGUUGCAUCCAGUUGGAGCAUCUGUGCACACCGCUUUCGGCGCAGACGCCGAGUCCGUUAUUGUUUUCGCAAAGGAGUCGCCGCAGUCUCCAGUUGCUCUUUGAACGGAUUUGUGUUAGUGGCUCUGGGUGUCGCGCAACCUGUAUGUUCCAAGGCAAGGUAGUGGUGAGCGACAUGGCAUUACGCAGUUGGUCACGGCGCGGCUGGCUGCUGGUCUUAAGCACGUUGCGACCCACGGCGCCGUGGUGGGCAAAGGUCCCACAACCUUCGGCGGCUGAGCGACGUUGGAGUCGUGCGUCUAGUCCCACACACUCGGACGUGGCGUUCGACAGGCUACAUACAAAACAACCUAGGCCCGAAACCUGUCCGUGUCAGACCAAUGGCGGCUUCGACCUCUGCAGCAACGUUUAUUCAAUUGGCUUGCGACGACGUGCGCUGGAAAGUCGUCGGGGUGCGCCGGUGACCAGUGCGGAGUUACUGGAGUAUUACGAGCAGAAGUUGUCCGCGCCGAAUUUUUUGGAGCUGCGUCUCAGUGCGUACGAGCCGCGCAUUCCGGACUUGGUGUUGGACCAAUUCGGUUUGCUAGCCGAGUAUGCAGAUGUGAGUGUUGACUUGCAGCUGAACCGUGGGGUCUCGCUUAACUGGGAGAAGUCGACCUUCACGGCGCUGCUGGUCUUCCAUGAGUUUCUCAAAACGCGCCCUUUCAAACGGAAAAUGGAACAAUAUUGUGCCGCGCUUGACCAGUUCGUCUUUCCCGACCCGCUGGCGGGCAUCCGGGAACGCAUGACCGCGGUGCCGAAACCGCCCGCGCCUUCCCCGCCCGUAGGCGGACAGGCCACCGGUGUGCCGGUGAUGGCGGCGCCGCCCGUGCGGCCGCCACGCGGGCCGCAGAUUGUGGAGAGCUCGUCCUCGACAGCCAGCGCGGAAGACGUCCUAGGCGCGGGGGACGAAGAGAAGUUGGCGAACGGCGCCUUGGCGAACCAACUGCUUUGCUCGCGCGAAGAGUGGAACGCCAAAAACCGUUCGGCACACCCCUGGGUAACGCGUGAGGGUGUCGUACUCAAGGCGAGGCGACAGGCCUGGCUACACUUUGCCGCAGACAUCCCCGUCCGCUGCACUCUCAUGAUGGACGCAAACCCGGCAUUCAUCGCCAUCUUCGAAGAUCUACGCGCCUCCGCCGCCAUAGACGCCACCGGCCUCGACCUCGGCGCCGACCUACGCUGUCUCGAGUGCUUCGACGUACGAUCUUUCGCGCUCAACCACCUCUCUUCCGAGUCCCACGUCCGCUGGAUCCACGAACUCCGCGGCGGCCGCCACGACUCAGCCCCCAGCCACAGCGCACCCCCCGUCCUCGUCUCCUCGCGCGGCCUCCUUCACUCGCCCCGCGCCGACGACGACUCCUCCUGCUUCGAACUGGGGCUCCAUCCUGGCGCCGACCCCGACCACCGGGGUAGCUCCAGCUCUAGCCCCAGCGACGCACCACCCAGCGACGACGACAGCACUUCCUCCCGCUGUGCCCCGCUCUCUGCCAGACCCUUCGAACUACAAAUGGCCGCCGUCUUGCGCCCUGCCGAAGGCACUACGGAGGACGUGCGGCCCGCCUGCCGCAAAAACGACAGCCCCCGGAGCGGCGGUAGUCCCAGGAGCGGCGGCAACAACAGCGCCGCUCCGCCGCCUCUCGCCCUGCACUCGGGCACGUCGAGCUCGGGAAGCGGCGUCGCCCCUGUCUCGGGCACAGCCCUAGUCUCAGGCAUUCCUUUCGGGUCUCGCGCGGCCCGGCUCGCCUCCUCCCAGAACACCGAAUCAGCGCUUGUCUCAUCCCAGAACAGCGGCUCGCAAGCCGCGGGCUCGCAAACGACUGGCUCUCAGAUCAAUGGCGCCCAUACCAAUGAGGUUCAGGACACUGGCUCCCAAGUUGCUGACGCCCAGGCCUCUGGAACCCAGACCUACGGAGCCCGGGUCUCUGGGACCCCGGCCCCGGCUCCGGUGUCUGGCUCGCAGAUUACGGGAUCUUCUUUGAGAACGGCGUCUUCGGAGAUGGAACCCGCUUUUCCGUCGACUCAGUCGCUGUCUGUGCCUAUGAGUCGAGAAGGCCAAUCGUCCAAGACAUUCGGCAGCCUCCAGGACAUUCCG